UGGGCUAUCCUCGGCCAGUCGCGGAGGUCUUCGGGUGGCAGAAUUCGCGGCUUGCAUGUCGCGGUGUGAGUGAACGCGAAGCGCGCCCCGCCCUCGAGCCUCGCUCUCUCGUCUUCUCUUUGGCCUCCUCUCCCACCACCUGCUCGCCUCACGCAAAAAAGUCCACUUCUUUUUUCUGAUUCUGAUGGAUUCCCGCGGCCCCGCGACUCAAUCAUUCUGUCCCGACGCCGAGAGCAACCGAUGUGUUCGAUCCCAUAAUCUAAUCUCAAGUUGAUGGGCUUUUUAAUCAAUCAAUAUACGCAGUGGAAUCCAACACGCAUCUUGGGAAGCUGGUCAACCGGUCCUUCUUCUCCUCUAUAUCUUCCUCCCAUCCGUGCCCUCCCAACCACGGACUCAGCCGAAACCUCCUUCAGGCUCCCAGAAACCCUGUAACGCAACUUCAGGUUGGCAGUCCCUGCACAGCGUCUCCUUUUCGUCUGCGCAUUUUCCAUCAUCAGAUUACGUCUCGGAAAGCUAGAAUUUUGCUCGCUAUGAUAAAUGUUUCCGACUCAAAAUUUCAUGUGCCUAUAGAAGGAAUGGUAUUCUGGCAAGGUUUACUUGUAUGUCGUAUUUCUAGUUAUCGGAAUCAAGGAAAGCUCCUCCUGGCUACCACUUCGAUCUGUUAGAGCGAUAUACCAUGGGGCAAGCAGGGCAUCUCCAUCGUGUAAUGAUGCGUGUGAUUUGAGUUGAUGGAAGCAGUGAAGGUGUCUCUUAAGAAAUCAGGUGUUGGGACUGUUCUUGCUGGAUCUUACCCGUGGGUUCAUUCGUUAAGCAGAAGACCCCCCUUUAGUUGGCAGGUUAUGUGUGUUUUUGAGUACAAGUGUAGAAAAUUCUGUCAUCUCAAGAAAAAUGGGAGCAGAAAUUUCUCUUGAAGAAAGAGCCAGGCACAACCAUCAAUGCACGAGAAGCCUCCCAUUUCUAUGUUCUGAGAAAAUGGAGGAAUUUGAGAAAAGUCCCAAAUCUUCAAGUGACCUCAAUGUCAGCUUUGGCUACCAGUGCAGUGCCUAUCAAAGCAGUCUUUGUUCUUCUGAAGUUAAUUAUAAGUUUGAACUCUCUUCUGGUGUUAAUAUCCAAGAAUCUAACAUCAACAAGAUGCGGAAUAGUUCUUUCUCUUGUUUGUCUGGUGCUGCGCUCAGUGCAAAUCAUACCUUGGCAAACACAAAUAUAUGCAAUGGUGUCAUUGGAGAGGAGAUUUUACCUGAGCUAGAUUCACCGCAGUCUUUCAAAAGGGUGUUAUCUUCUGCAUCUCUUUCAAGGCUGGACUUGCAUUCACCAUCUUCUCCCUCUGACAGUGGCACACUUGAAGGGGUUCGAUCAUCGAGCUUUUUAAAUGCUAUGGAUGUACAAAUGGCUGGUGGAGCAGCCGGGGAAGACCGCGUACAAGCAGUAUGUUCUGAAGAGAAUGGAUGGCUCUUCUGUGGAGUAUAUGAUGGUUUUAAUGGACGGGAUGCUGCUGAUUUUUUAGCUGGAACACUUUAUGAAAACAUAGGCUAUAACCUAUUCCUGUUGGAGUGCAAGAUUAAUCAACAAAAUAAUGAGAAAAAUGUUCAACAUCCAUCCGGAGGACGCACCACUAAAAGUGAGCUGUCUUUGGCCAUCGAGAGCUUAAACAACAAGUUGAAGCCAAACUUGUCACUGAAUUCUACAGAAGAAUGCUCAACUGAGUCAUUUCGGCUUGGUGUCCUGAAUUGCCUUACUAGCGCCUUAGUCCAAGCUGAAAAUGAUUUCAUGUAUAGGGUUGAGCAAGAAAUGGAUGAUCGCCCUGAUCUAGUUUCUGUUGGCUCUUGUGUCCUAACGGUGCUUCUUCAUGGGAUGGUCUUGUAUGCUAUGAAUCUAGGAGACAGUAGAGCUGUGUUGGCUACAAGUAGUCUCAUUAAAGAUGAUCCACCUCGAGCUAUUCAAUUAACUGAAACUCAUACACUUGAUAAUGAGGAGGAAUAUAGAAGAAUUUUAGCUGAUCAUCCUGAUGAUCCUUCUCCCGUAACUGGCGGAAGAGUGAAAGGAAAGCUGAAGCUUACUCGUGCAUUUGGUGUUGGUUAUUUGAAAAAGAGAAAUUUAAAUGAUGCUCUCAUGGGAAUUCUUCGUGUUCGUGACUUGCGUAGCCCACCAUAUGUUUAUACUCAUCCAUUCACCACAAGCCACGAGGUUUCGGAGAAUGACUUGUUUGUUGUUUUGGGAAGUGAUGGAUUGUUUGAUUUCUACACAAACGAUGAAGUUGUGCAACUGGUUCAUCAGUUUAUAGAGGAUCAUCCAUUUGAUGAUCCAGCAAAGCAUUUGAUUGAGCAGCUUUUGCUAAGAGCUGCAGAAAAUGCAGGUCUUACGACUGAAGAACUGAUGAACAUUCCUCUUGGGAGGAGGAGAAAGUAUCAUGACGAUGUUACUGUCAUCGUGAUCAUUCUAGGUAAUAAGCAAAGAACUUCAAAGGCAUCCACAGCAAUUUAGAUGAGCAUUUUAGCAUGUUAGUGUACGUUACUAUUAUCCUCGAGACAGUUUGACGGAGAAGCUUUAGCUGAUGAAUAAAUGUUGUCGUUGCGUCUAUAUCAAGAUGUCUGGCGAUUAGUGCCCUGUUGCCCUGUUAAAUGGUCUCAUGCUCGAUACAUGUUACAAGUAUCGCAAGUAUUGCUUUGUUUUCCAAGACAAGUUAUCCAUUGGUAUUUAGUCUUUGUUAGUCCA
Molecule: messenger RNA, 2712 nt
Organism: Musa acuminata AAA Group (dessert banana)
Lineage: Eukaryota; Viridiplantae; Streptophyta; Magnoliopsida; Zingiberales; Musaceae
Product: probable protein phosphatase 2C 39
Exons: 6
Coding region: 889-2481 (530 amino acids)
Biological process (GO): protein dephosphorylation
Molecular function (GO): protein serine/threonine phosphatase activity
Source: RefSeq, a predicted model, not a curated record